Molecule: messenger RNA, 1185 nt
Organism: Paralichthys olivaceus (Japanese flounder)
Lineage: Eukaryota; Metazoa; Chordata; Actinopteri; Pleuronectiformes; Paralichthyidae
Gene: pvalb7
Product: parvalbumin 7
Cellular component (GO): cytoplasm
Molecular function (GO): calcium ion binding
Source: RefSeq, a predicted model, not a curated record
CUCUCUCUCCGUUCUUACCUCCAGCCAGUCGGCGUUGACUCGUCGCAGCAGGAAGAUCACCUCUCCCCUCUUCAGGCUCAACUCCGCCUUGCCAUUGCCGCGAAAGUCAAACAUCGCCUGGAAGACACACACACACACACACAAAAGUCAGUGAGAAGAGAGAGAGAAGAGAGCAGAGAGACGGACACACUCAACUCAGAGAAAAGAGACGCUGAGAGCGGACAGCUGACAAAAUGACGAUGACAGAUCUGUUGAAAGCUGAGGAGAUCAAGAAAGCUCUGGAAGCCUUCGAAGGAGAAACAUUUGAUCCGAGAAAGUUCUUUGAAAUGGUCGGGAUGAGGGCCAUGUCAGCCGAAAACGUCAAGAAGGUCUUCCGGGUCCUGGACGUGGACGGCAGCGGAUUCAUAGAAGAGGAAGAGCUCAAGUAUGUGCUGAAGGGCUUUUCCAAGGAGGGCAGAGAUCUGACUGAUGCAGAGACAAGAGAAUUCCUCAAAGCAGCAGAUAAAGAUGGAGACGGCAAGAUCGGCAUUGACGAGUUUGAGACCUUGGUGCAUGAGUAGGGGACGGCUGAACACCCCUCCCUCCUCCUCCUCCUCUUCGUCCCUGCAUUCAUAUUUUGUAACGGCCACCACCAAACUCCUGUCACCUCCCUCUGGACCCCCGAGCAUGGAGUCACACCAGAGCUGCUCCCCCACCAAACCUGAGCAGAAGCAGGCGGGCAGGAAGUCACCGUGAGGAGAAACAUACAGGCGUCAUAGGAACCAGUUUCAUUUUUUAUAUAUAUCACAUUGACUCGCUCAUGCUGUUUGAGUUUCAGAAUCAUUCUUGAUGAUUUCAUGAGGAUAGUUUGUGGUCUGAAAACAGGUGGUGCUAGUGCUGUAGAUGGUGUAGAUGUUAUAAAGACUCCUUGAAUCUUCCUCUGUGUAUUUCAGGUUGUGCAUCUUGUCUGAUUAGUUUUACUUCUAGAUGUUCACAUAACAGUGCACUUUCCUCCCACUCCUCCUCCUCUUCAUCCACCUUCCCUCACCUCACCUCCUCUCCCCUAUCCCUUCCUCCUCCUCCUCCUCCUCCUCCUCCGCCUCUCUCCCUGCCUUCGAUCAGAUGAUGUAGUUAAGUAAAUAUGAUAUAUAAGACGAGCUGUGAAGGGAAAAAAAAGAUCUGAGUAAGAAAUGAUAAUAAAUAAAG